Messenger RNA from Copidosoma floridanum, 3123 nucleotides. RefSeq names its product dual specificity mitogen-activated protein kinase kinase 4. Gene Ontology annotation, molecular function: ATP binding; JUN kinase kinase activity. The record is from RefSeq and is a predicted model, not a curated record. Gene Ontology annotation, biological process: MAPK cascade; protein phosphorylation. NCBI's taxonomy places the organism in Eukaryota, Metazoa, Arthropoda, Insecta, Hymenoptera, Encyrtidae.
CAGAAUGCAGAAUAAUUACUGCAAAUGUGCAAAUGCAGGUACUCUGCUACAUACUUACUUAUUGCUCUCUCGGAUUACUGUAUGAAUAAUAAUCGUAUAUCCAAUUGUAUGUGAUAACACCACUUUCUCGCCGUCUUGCCUCGUGAAAGUUUCCGAACUUGUGAUGAACAGUUUUUUGCACAGAUUUAUGGUUUAACUAGAUAUAACUUCCUUGUGGACAAGAACAGUAGCUGUAUAUGUGACCUUGGGUUUGGCUGGUAGUGUAUCUAGAUGAUAAUGUUCCGGCUGCAGGUAUACAGGUCGCCACAAGUGUUGUUAUUGACAACGACCAACCUCUGACGACGAUCUUGAGAUACCCUGAGGUUGCCUGCGCUGCCAUCACACUGUAUUUUUGUCUACAGCUCGAGGCGAGGGUUCUCCAAAGCCUCUUUUCAUUUUCGAGGAUCUAUAACUAGUGUACCUACCUUAUAAAUAGGUACCCUCUUUUGCUCUACUAUUAUUUUUCCACCAAACCUUAGAUAUGGCUGAGAACCAGGCCAACUCGUCCAACCAAGGUGACAGUAGUAGGCCAUUUAAUUUUCCAGGAUUGGACUUUAGGUCAAACAGUGAAGCUCAAAACGAUGUAGCUGCGGAAAAACGUAGGCAGCUAAAAUUUAGCUUUCAAAGUCCUGGGGGUACUAUUCCAUUUUCGAAUUCAACCAGUUCUAUAAUUACGAAUUCUACAAUGGUACCGAGUUGUCCACCGAUUUCGAUCUCACGUCCAAGCUUGCCUUUACCUUUACCAAAACUUCCUGCAAGGACUCAUGCAGUAACACAAGACUUCUUACCUGACAAAGCAAGAGACAAAUUCAAAAUGUGCCAUUCAAUGCAAAGCACAGGGAAGUUACAACUUUCUCCAGAUACAGUGUAUGACUUCACAAGUGAAGAUCUUCAAGAUGUAGGUGAAAUUGGUAGAGGAGGUUUUGGAACUGUAAAUAAAAUGAUACAUAGGAUAAGCAAUACUGUCAUGGCUGUGAAGAGAAUUCGUUCGACAGUAGAUGAAAAAGAGCAAAAGCAAUUAUUAAUGGACCUGGAAGUUGUCAUGAAAUCCAAUGAGUGUCCUUAUAUUGUGCAAUUUUAUGGAGCUUUAUUUAAAGAAGGAGACUGUUGGAUAUGCAUGGAACUGAUGGACACUUCAUUAGACAAGUUUUACAAGUUUAUUUAUGAAAGACUCAACGAAAGGAUACCAGAAUGUAUCUUAGGAAAAAUUACAGUAGCCACUGUAAAAGCUUUAAAUUAUUUAAAAGAAAAGUUGCGUAUCAUUCACCGCGAUGUCAAACCAAGUAAUAUUCUACUUGACAGAGGAGGCAAUAUAAAGCUGUGUGAUUUUGGUAUAUCUGGCCAAUUAGUAGAUUCAAUAGCUCGAACACGAGAUGCAGGAUGCAGACCAUACAUGGCUCCUGAACGCAUAGAUCCUCAGCGCGCAAGAGGUUACGAUGUGAGGAGCGACGUCUGGUCCCUUGGUAUCACAUUAAUGGAAGUAGCUACAGGGUAUUUUCCCUAUCCAAAAUGGAACUCUGUUUUUGAACAACUCUAUCAAGUAGUGCAGGGUGAACCACCCAGAUUGUCUUCUGUUCAUAACGGAUUCACAUUCACUAUGGAUUUUGUUAAUUUCGUAAAUACUUGUCUUAUUAAAGAAGAAAAUCAACGUCCAAAGUACAAUAAACUUUUAGAGCACCAAUUUAUUAGAAUAUCCGAAGAGGCAGCGAUAGACGUAGCCGCUUAUAUUGGCGGCGUCUUGGACAAUAUGGCAAACAAUGGUGUAACUCCUUUCACCACAAACCAGCCUUAAAAAAAAAAAAUAAAUAAAUAAAUAAACCGAAGGAAAAUACCAAUAUGCGUAAAGCUCAAGUUAAGACAGAAACUGAGUAAAAAAGCAAGUAAAAAUCGAAAGAAAGAAAAUCACAGACCGUUCCUUUGUUAUUGCAAUCCUGCGUUUUCCUCCCUCAAGGCCUGUGUAACUUUUUAGUAGGUGAGAAAACGCUCUUAUCUAGUGUAAUUAUAAAAUAAUUAAAUAACACGAGAAUCAACUGUAGAGAUGAAGAGAAAAAUAAUUCUUUACUUCUAUGUUCCCAAAAAAUACUCGUGUAGAAUAUCGAGCGAGCGCGUCUCGACUAUCUACGAUAUUUUAAUGUAGGCAAGAAAAUAGUAAUUGAAAGAAAAAUCGACAAUGGGUGGGAUAAAUUGUUCAUAUUUUAAGACGAAUUAAUGUAGCUCUCAUUGAUAAAUAAUAUACCGAAUUCAAAUAAAUAUUUAUUUUGACAUCUGUCUUUGGAUGCCUUUUACGUGGAUUUGUAAUAGAAAUGUAUAACACCAAUGAAAGUUUCGUUUGAAUCUCAAACGUUGCGUUACUCAAAAAUUACCAAUUAAGGUUUUUCUUUCUCCCUCAAACCCUUUUUGACACCAGUGAGACAUAUGAGAAAGCCAUUACUGAACAUAUUCGUUAUAAAGCCUUAGCAUUGAUGCAAAACGAAUAAAAAAAAUGUUGAUUUACUGCAUUUCUAUGGGUAAGUAAUUACCAUAAUAUCACGAAGCAAUAAUCCACUUGUCGAUCUUAAUUUUAAUACAAAACUUUAUCAUAAACAGUGCUAGUUUAUUUAGAAAUGCUACCGCUGAAAUCGUCAACAUUUGUUGUUGUUUUUUUUUUUCGAAACAACAAUUAUUUUGCUUUACCUUUAUAACUGUGAGAAAUACGGUUUUCCGCAUAAGUCACCAAAUUUGUUGGAAACGCGUUUCAGUCGAUCACAUGGUACGAGUGCGAGUCAAUCGUACAAGUACACGAUGAUGCGAAAGUUGUCCUGCACAAAUUGCGUAAAAACUUCAUAAAAGUGUGUAGGAAAUUGAUUAUUUUCUACACACUAUUUCGAAUACCUAUUUUCCACACGAAAAAUUUUGUACACUACUCGUGCAAUCAACCAAUUCAUUUGUGAUUCAAGCUUUAACGAUAUCUACACAGAACAAUGAGUGCAAUGGCUGCUUUUAAUCUAACAGCAACGCGUAAAUCGCUAUUGCAUGCGUAGAGAUUGAGCGAAAAAUCAUGUUCCUCUUUGUUCUGUUUUGAAGUGUAGAAAAAAAAAAAAAAAA